CGCCGUUUCCACUUGCAGGAUGGAAACACUUGCCGCGGAGGAGACCGCGUGGUCCUGCUCGUCCCGCAGCGAGUGGAUGGUGCUGCUACCGACGACGCCCAUCUACGUCUACGACAUAUGGCAUGACCUCGUCCAGCGCAAGCCCCUGCGUCACUGGCGCCUCGUCGUCGAUAAGUCCGCGUCCGAGGCGCCGGCGUACAUUGUGCUCGGCGACAUCCCGAUCCAAGCCAUGCACGACGGCAAGCGCAACCGCAACGCUGUCAUGGACGAUCCAGUCCGCAUCGCAGUCAUCUGCCACGACGACAAUGCGCUCGUGGACCUCGAGCAACUCUCGGCGCUGCGCUGCCGCCUCGCCGCCAUGACGCCGGGCCUCGACGACGUCUUCUUGACCAUCACAAACGCAACGUAUAGCAUCCAUUACUAUGCCCUGCAAGCGAGCUUGGGCGUCUAAGUGUAUCUACAAGUUGGACUUGCCGACGUAAAUGACGUUGCGCGAGAGACAGAGCUCGACCAUUUCGAGGAGCGCGGCCUCGAGCGCGCGCUUGAACGCAGCCGCCGACGUCGU
This is a messenger RNA of Saprolegnia diclina VS20, 565 nucleotides long. RefSeq lists its product as hypothetical. The transcript is spliced from 3 exons. The record is from RefSeq and is a predicted model, not a curated record. Lineage: Eukaryota; Oomycota; Saprolegniomycetes; Saprolegniales; Saprolegniaceae. Bases 20 to 451 code for a protein of 143 amino acids.